Molecule: messenger RNA, 2835 nt
Organism: Cornus florida
Lineage: Eukaryota; Viridiplantae; Streptophyta; Magnoliopsida; Cornales; Cornaceae
Product: probable E3 ubiquitin-protein ligase RHG1A
Exons: 6
Coding region: 690-2588 (632 amino acids)
Molecular function (GO): ubiquitin protein ligase activity
Source: RefSeq, a predicted model, not a curated record
CCAAAGCUAGAGAAGAUAAGUAUGAAUGGAGAUGCUUAGAGAUGAAGACGAAGGCAAAGAAGCAUAACGGCUCACGCUCGAAGCAGUGUAGUUACCAUAUUUUCUAGAGAGAGAAAGUAGAGAGUCAGUGUGAGAGAGAUGCCACGAGUAGGCUCUCACUGCGGUCCUCUCUGCCUCACCAUACAUCUGGUGUUCAUCUAAGACGACAGUUCAACUUUAAUUGUCUGUUUUCGGAAGUGUAAUUAUGAUUCCAAUCCUCCUUUUGAAAGCUCACAUUUUCCAGAUUACACAAACCUGUAUAAAUCCCCCCAUCUCGCCCUCAUUUUCACUUCACAAACCAAUCUCUUCUUUGCUUUGUUGGUUCAAGCAAGAGAGGGCUAGAGAGAGAAAUAGGAGGAGAUUUAGAGAGAGAUAGAGAGAGAAGAGGUGAAUAGUGUAAGUUAUUGGGUGUGUGAUUUAGUCGGUCUCUACCCAUUCUCGCUUCUGCUAGGUCUAAUCUCUGUUACCAUUUUGAUUAUUUUGAUUACUUUGCGAUACAGUGGGUGAUAAGCAUAUUUUUGCAGUGAUCCUUUGUGUUUUGGACUUGACCCUGCCAUUCAAUCGGUCUCUACCAAUUCUCGCUUACUUUUGUGUGAUUUUGGGGCUGUGGAGAAACAUUGUAUGCAAAACCUUAGUUGCCAGAACUUCAAAUGGGGGAUGUUUGGGCACUGUUACAAGGACGAAGCGGCAGAUCCAAUUUGUCAACCCAAACACGUCACUUUCACCACAGUUCCAAUGCCAAUGAUUUUUGGGUGGUUCCAGAUAAUGUACUUCCAGGCAAUGCUUUAGAGCAUGGUGGUCAUGUGGGCUGGAUAGGUCAAUCAAAUUAUGGUGGGAACUUCUGGUACCAAAUCGGUCCGGAGGAAUUACGAGAAAGAAAUUACGAGCCAAACAGUGUCCCUAUUUUGGGAAAUGUUAAUGGAAGCCUCAAUGACUGUCUGGUUGUGCACGGGGCUUCAACUUUACAAGGUGCCAGUUCAGAUGCUAUUCGUCAUAAUUUAGAUUUAAAUGUAGUAGAGACGGUUGAAGAAAUGGGUGAUAGGUCAGUUCCUUCAUCAGAUGGUCAUUGCUUAUCCUGCAAAAGAAAAGCCCCCGAAGAAGAUACUGGAGAAAUGCAUCUUGGGGAAUAUUCAAGCUCCACUCAGCAGGCUGAUUACCCUGGAGGGCAAGCUAUUCCUACACCAGGCAAUGCUUCAAUGAACUUGAAUACAUACACUCCCUUUAAUAACCUCUCAAAUGCUACGCAGCCAGCGCAAGUGAACCCUAUGCUUGGGUUUGGAAUGGUGGGACUCCAUUCUAAUGUGCAUCAAACUUCUAGUUUUGCAGGAAAUGGAGAAAGCCUCCGCAGAAAUAUCCGUCUUAGAAGAGCUCCUGUAAAUCAACAAGAUUCCCAAACAGCGAGCAUAGCUUUGUUUGGGACUAUCGUAUAUCAAUCUUCCGAGUUGAUGCCUGUGGCAUCAAUGGCAAAUUCAGUUUCUGUAGUAUCGCCUCUUAUGCAUGGUCCUAGUAACUCUAACUCUCGGAUCAUGCAGCAUUGCCAAGGGCAUCAGAUUACUAGCUCAAAUUCUGUUAAUGUGUCAUCUAUUGCAAAUGGAAGUGAUGCCCUGCUAGCGGGAGUGAGUUUGCAACAUGUCCCGGGAUACACCUCUCAACAGCCUAUUAUCAUCUCUGAAAGUGCGAGGGUCAACUUGGAACCCAAUCUAACAAAUUUAAGAAAUUCCCGAAGUAUUUUUGAUUCUAACUCCGGAAUUGGCUCUAGGGCAGAUGUCCAGCUAUCUGAUCCUGCCUGGCUUCCUCAGCAAAAUAUUGCUGAAGGAGCUCAAAAUGGAUCGAUUGCUGGCAGGCGUCCAUCUUCUGCUCUUCCUGGGUUUCCUUCACAUAAUAUUACUGAAGGAUAUGCACAUGGAUCAUCAGGAUUUCUCAGGCAACCACCUGCUAGAAGAAUCACCUGGAGAGAUGUUCGUGCAGCCCAACGUGGUGAUCCCCGGGCUAUGGUGACAGUUCUCGCACCUAGCCUCCAGAGGACCCGAGAGAGAUGCGGUGCUAUGGCUAAUGGAACUUUCCAUCCAUUGCAGGCUAGUGAUGCUUAUAGUAGGGCAGUAAUGCGAUACGAGCUUUAUCGUCUUGUGGAGCUCUUGCACUUAUCUGACAACUUGGAUAAUGAGGAUAAUAUGGUUGUUGAUGAGUCGAUGAUAGAUAUUCCACCUUUUGGAGCGUUCUAUGAUAUGUAUGAAGAUAUGCGUCUUGAAAUAGAUGAUAUGUCUUAUGAGGAUUUGUUGGAGCUGGAAGAGCAAAUUGGAGAUGUGGACACCGGAGUGAGUGAAGAAGCUAUUUUGGCGGCUAUGCAGCGCCAUAAAUAUCAGCUCAUCACAUUCGGAGAGAGAGAAUUAUGCUGUAUUUGUCAGGAUGAAUUUGUGAAAGAGCAGGAACUCGGGAAGCUGGAGUGUGGCCAUCAAUUCCAUUUCGACUGCAUCAAAGAGUGGCUCUUCGAGAAAAAUUGUUGCCCCAUCUGUAAACAAACUGCAUUGGGCGUUGGCGAGGAAGAAUAAUGAAUCUCGGAGCUCUCUGCCCCAAAACUUGCUAGACUUCUAUCUAAAGUAUUUUCCUUUUAUCCCGUGAGACAAUUUCCGUUACAAAAAAAACAUGUGAUAGUCCAAGAGAACCUAUGAGUUUCAGGCAAUCUAGAAGCUUGGAUUUCACUUGUUUUAGAUAAAGACUUAAUUGUUGUAGUACUCUGUGUGUUUGCUAUGUUGCAUCUUUUGAUGGGCAUUUAAAAUCUGGUCUUUUAAUAGUUAU